CUCAUACACAGGCAAUCAAGACUCCACCUCUCCAUCAAUACUAUAACAUGGGUCAGAUAUUGUAAGUUACUGAACAGAGCUUGCUGUCAACAGUCCCGAUGGCCAGACUGUGGCAUCUCAUGCUCCUGAGCUGGGCAUGGAGUCCUCUGUGCCUCUCAGCCAGUGUGGGCUUCAUUGGUUCACCGCAAGAGUGUGAAAAGGCUCACUUUGUCCCUGGUUACAACCUUGGUGGAGAAGGCUUCGACAUUGUCACAAUGCAGCGGAAGGGUGCUUAUGUCAUCGACACGGAAACAUGGAAGCUCGGCAACAACACUUGCAGGAUGUUCAGCAACAGCUACAUGAAAAGUGAGCGUCAGAAGGUCCCAGCUGCCGUGGUGGACUGGAGGAUCCUCCCAAAGUGCAGUUUAAAGGUCUCCAGUACAGUCUACAAUUCUGUUGAAAGUCUUGUGAACGACUCCACCUCAGCUGUGUCGAAUGAUUGGAAAAUUGGCCUCAAGAUCCCUUUACCGUCUGCUACUAUUGGUGUUGGCUUUGGAGGUUCCCACUCCAAAGAAUCUAACUUUGCCAUGCAAAAGUCAAAACAAGAUCACUACACCUUCCUUCGCCAUUCUGUCUACUGUAGCUUCUAUCGCUACAGAUUGGCAACACAUCCUCCACUGAGUCAUGACUUUGUAUCAGCCGUGAACUCCCUUCCAUCCUAUUCAUAUCAAACAUUGGCAUCAUAUCGCAGUCUGAUCGACACAUAUGGUACACAUUAUAUUACACAAGUGUUUCUCGGUGGGCAAAUAAAAGCAAUCACUUCUGUCAAGACCUGUGAGGCAACCAUGAGUGGACUGUCAGCAACAGACGUCAAUGACUGUUUGUCAGUCGAGGCCUCUGCUAGCUUUGCCAGCACUGCCAGCAUUGAGGCAAUGACAAAACAAUGUCAGAGUAAGAGGAACAAGUUAGGCUACAAUCAAAAAUUCAGCAUUGCGUUUAGUGAGCGCAGCACGGACGUCAUUGGUGGAAACAUUGACGGCGCUGACAUCCUCUUUGAAGGCCAAUCAAACCCCUCUGUCUAUAACAACUGGAUUAACUCACUGAAGUACACACCUGAUGUGGUCCAAUACAGCAUACACCCUCUGCACACCAUACUGCCAAGCCGCCAUUUUGCCAGGGAUGGACUGAAGCAAGAGGUGGAGAAGUACAUUGAGGAAAACGCAGUGUUGAAAAAAUGUUCAGAAACCUGUAAGAUUGGUCACAGAUCCAGCAAAAGGGAUCCUUGUGCUUGCGUUUGCAACAGUGAUCAGAAUAUCAAAUCAAACUGCUGUCCUGCUGGGAGAGGUCGUGCAACAUUAGAGGUCUUCCAGCUCUAUGCAGAAGGGUUGUAUGGUGAUGAUUGGACUCAGACAGAUGGUUCACUGGAGGUGAAAUAUGGAGAUCAGAAUAAACGCACUGCCAUCAUUAGUAACAAUGACAAUCCUAGAUGGCCGGAGACUUUUGAGUUUGGACCCAUUGUCAUUACCAUGCAAAACAAACUUACGUUCACUGUUUAUGACGAGGACACUUACUGGGAUAGCGAUCUGUUAGGCCAGUGCUCAUUUGAUCUGCGUAGAGGGAAAGUGAGAGACUCUUGCAUGUUGAAUCAUGGCACCCUCUUCUUCUCGUACAUAGUCAAGUGUGCACCAAGUCUCGACGGUGACCAAUGUCAAGAAUAUAUCCCAUCCCCCAUGAGUCUCUCUCUGGCCAAGGUCUUCCACACCAGAAACGGGGUCCUUCUUGGGACGGGCAAGAGCUACGCUAAAUCAGUCGGCCAGUCAGGUUGAGGUCAGCAGUUGACUGUUUGAUUUCACGAUGAUCUUGAAUGUAGUUAAUAGCAUAUUUUACUCUGUUACUCUUUCUUUGUUUGACAUGACAUUUACAAAAAUGUCCCUGUGAAAAAUUGUGUUGGAUAAUCUACCUUUUCUUCUGCUUCUUUCUUACACAAUCUGCAAAUAAAGCAUCAACAAAGACAA
Cyclopterus lumpus (lumpfish) is the source of this 1994-nucleotide messenger RNA. RefSeq names its product perforin-1-like. Lineage: Eukaryota; Metazoa; Chordata; Actinopteri; Perciformes; Cyclopteridae. The transcript has 3 exons. The record is from RefSeq and is a predicted model, not a curated record. Bases 99 to 1805 code for a protein of 568 amino acids.